AGCGGAGUAAAGUCGUUACGUCACGCGAAUCAGCGCACGCGCACGUUACGGUGUUAUAGAUCGUUUAAUAAAAACCAGUGUGUCAAAACGGAUGUGGUUUAUCAGUGGUGAAUAGAAAGAUCUUGGGGACAUAUAAAUGACGAAUAAAAAACAUCUAAAAACAUCGAGAAAAAAUCUGUGUCUACUAAAUCAACGUCAGCCAAGGUCUUUCUGAGGCAAAACUAUUUCGUAUUAGAAGUCCGUAAUUUACACGUGUUCCCUUGUUCAAAUAAGUGAAAAAUAUAACCUCUUUUUAUGAAGUGAGUCAAAUAUGUGCGACCAGCAACUUUUAAGAGAGAGUUCCUUGAGGAAACCGGGGAAUUCGAAGAAGAGAAAUCGCCAUGUUUCUAUCACUGUGCCGAGUUCAGACAGGAACAAGCCAUACAAAGUCCGAACGAAGGCAAUAAUUAUAGCCCUGGUGGUACUAGUGUUCGUCUCAGCUCUGAGCGGGUACCUCAUCGGCAGCGGGGACUACAGAGCCUGGAAGAGAUCCGAGCCCCCGGACCCGGUCAGACCCCUGCAGCCUUCAGCUUCAAAACUACACGUGUUCCAAAAAGCUGCAGUGUGCACCGACGCGCCACAAUGUUCCCUGAUUGGCAGAGAAAUACUCCAGAAAAAUGGUUCCGCGGUAGACGCGGCCAUCGCAGCUAUGUUCUGCAACGGCCUUCUCAACCAGCAGAGCAUGGGUUUGGGAGGGGGUUUCUUCAUGACGGUCUACAUCAAGAGCGAGGAGAAGGCGUAUACUGUCAACGCCAGGGAAUCCGCGCCUGGGGCCGCUACCACGGACAUGUUCCAUGGGAGUGCUGAUAAGGCCACGAAGGGUCCAUUAGCUGUAGGUGUACCAGGCGAGUUGCGUGGGAUGUGGGCGGCGUACCAACGGUGGGGCAAACUCCCGUGGGACAGCCUGGUCACUCCAGCUAUCGAGAUCUGCCGGAACGGGUUCAUCAUGUCCAAGGCGCUUCACGACGGCCUGGAGAGCGCCCCUUUUAUCAAAAAUGAUCGACAUUUAAGGAAAAUGUACUACGACGCAGACAAGGGCCAGUUCUACCGACCAGGGAGCCUGGUGAAGCCUAGUGAGCCACUCUGUGCCACUCUUCAAAGGAUAGCUGAGAAAGGAGGUGAUGAGCUGUACAACGGCUCCCUGGCUGACGACUUCCUUUACGACCUUCAGAAGGUGGGCAGCAUCAUCACGGCUGAGGAUUUGAAGAAUUAUCAAGCUGAAAUCGUGGAGCCAUUGGAAGUACCAAUCGGAAACGGCGAUGUUUUAUACGCGCCGCCUCCCCCGAGCAGCGGAGCCAUUUUGGUGAACAUCCUCAACAUUCUCCAGGGGUACCAGUUCAACGCCAGCAGCAUCAACACCACGGAAGACAUGAUCCUCACCUACCACAGGAUACUGGAGGCGUUUAAAUUCGCGUACGCGACUAGGACGAAACUGGGCGACCCUGACUUUUUGGAUUUGAGCGCGUUGAUCGGCAAUGUGACCGACCCGUUAUACGGCUCGGCCAUCCGACUCCGCAUCAACGACUCCUCGACCAGCAACGACACAGACACCUACGGCGCCACGCAGUACAGCCAGCCAGACUCUGGCACCGCCCAUAUUUCCAUCAUUGGCACUAAUGGGGAUGCCGUGUCGAUCACUAGUUCCAUCAACUUUUAUUACGGCGCCGGCUUCACAACUCUUAGAACUGGGAUCAUCAUGAACAAUGUGAUGGACGACUUCUCAUCACCAGGGAUCACCAACUACUUUGGCUUGCAGCCCUCACCCGCGAACUUCAUCAAGCCUGGGAAGAGGCCGCUAUCUUCUAUGAGUCCUAGCAUUAUUAGGGACAGGAAUGGAAACGCCAAGAUGGUGAUCGGAGCGUCUGGGGGGACCAAGAUCACUACUGGUGUUGCUUUGGUGAUAAUGCGCAAGCUUUGGCUAGGUCAGACCAUCAAGCAGGCGGUGGACGAGGCUAGGAUCCACCACCAGAUCUUCCCAAUGGAAGUCGGAUACGAGUAUGGCAUUAUUGAGGAUGUCUUAGAAGGUUUAAGAAAGAAAGGACACGGUUUGGUGCGCUAUCGGGGGCGGGGCUCCGUGAUCUGCGCCCUGUACAGAAACCAAACGGGCAUUUACGCAAACGCCGAUUACAGGAAAGGUGGCGAUGUCGCCGGAAUGGACUGAAAAAACUAAUAUAGAUAAGAAAGAAUUUAAACUUAUAAUUCUCAUUAAGACUAACUAUUACUAAUAGCAACCAAAUUUACCUACCGGUACGUGCUAAGAAUAUUGUAUUACAAUAGGUUGGUAUGCGGAAUGUAAGUAGUACGAAAAUGGCGUCCUGUUUACUUUUUUUUCAGUAUUUUUCGUUGCAACCACAAUGAUAUGUUUGAUUUUAUUGUAUUGUAAAGUAUUAUAAGUAGUUCGUUAUCCAGCUAUGAGCCAAUUUUGAUGGUUAGGUACAAUGCAGACCAUGUGAUCAUUAUUUAGUAUUAAUAAUGGCAGUAGGUAAGUUAAGAAUUGAUUGAUUUAUAAAACCUUGUCACAAAGAUAGGUUUUUAUAUCUACCUACUUAAGCGGAGGUCCGCUUUAACGCCUCUAUCUAAAAAUUUGUGAAUAUGUUUAGAAUGAAAACACCAUAAGCUACAUACGACUUUGAUAAGUCGCAUCGACAAUAUUUGAAGACAGAGGAUAGCGCAAC
This is a messenger RNA of Amyelois transitella, 2714 nucleotides long. Its product is annotated as glutathione hydrolase 1 proenzyme. The record is from RefSeq and is a predicted model, not a curated record. The coding region runs from base 311 to 2200 and encodes 629 amino acids. Gene Ontology annotation, cellular component: plasma membrane. Gene Ontology annotation, biological process: glutathione catabolic process. Lineage: Eukaryota; Metazoa; Arthropoda; Insecta; Lepidoptera; Pyralidae. Gene Ontology annotation, molecular function: glutathione gamma-glutamate hydrolase. The transcript has 11 exons.